GGUUAUUUCUAAAUGAGAGGAGCUGAUGGCCAGACAUCAUUAUCUUUCAGACAACUUUGCCUAGCAACUGCCGGAAUAUAGGGAUAUUAAACAAAUUUAACAGAAGACUUGCUGAAGCAGGGUUAAGGGACCUGAACUUGACUGCUACUCUAGUUCAUUCUUUCUCCAAAAAAAAAAAAAAAAAGGAAGAAAAAUGUCUGCAAGUAAAAUAGCUUUAAAUGUAUAUCCAGAAUUUUAACUCUUUAAAAAAAAAAAAAAUCUAUGUCUAUGUGCUUGGAUUUAGCCAUGCCCCGGCUUUUAACUGCAGUAAAACGCAGGUAAAAUGCCUUGCAGGAAAAAAAAAAAAGAAAGAAAAAGAAACAACCAACCCUCGUACUAAUAUUUCAAUAAACAGGAAGUCUAAAAGCGGCAUUUUAUUGCUGUUAAAAGUGCUUAAGGCCUGGCUUUUGAAAUGAUUUUGCUAAAUCUGUGGACAGGUUAUUUAUUUGAAAGUAAAAAUUUGAACACGAUCCAGGCUACAGAGGUUGCAGUGGAUAAGAAGUUAAAAAGCUUUGGUUCGAGAUUACAGGAGGCUGCAAGAGAAAUUAAAGACAUGGAAAUGAGGAUCGAGUGACAGGAUGCUAUUUUGCCUCAGAAUACUGAAGAUUGUAAAGCAUUGAGAAAUCGAAUUCAUGACCCUGGAAAUCAAGCUCAGAUUAAGAAAUGUCAGGCAUUCGACCUCCGAUCAUGAAUGGGCCCAUGCACCCGCGCCCUUUGGUAGCGUUGCUGGAUGGCAGGGAUUGCACAGUAGAAAUGCCUAUUUUGAAGGAUGUUGCCACAGUGGCAUUUUGUGACGCUCAGUCCACGCAAGAAAUUCAUGAAAAGGUACUAAAUGAAGCUGUGGGUGCACUGAUGUAUCACACUAUCACUUUAACACGAGAAGACCUGGAGAAAUUCAAAGCACUUCGAAUAAUUGUCCGAAUCGGCAGUGGUUUUGAUAACAUUGACAUCAAAUCUGCUGGGGAUUUAGGGAUUGCAGUAUGUAAUGUGCCAGCAGCAUCCGUAGAGGAAACAGCAGAUUCGACAAUGUGCCACAUUCUGAACCUUUACCGGCGAACCACCUGGCUUCACCAGGCUUUGCGAGAAGGCACAAGAGUACAGAGCGUUGAGCAGAUUCGGGAAGUUGCUUCAGGAGCAGCCAGGAUUCGAGGGGAGACCUUAGGCAUUAUUGGUUUAGGACGUGUUGGACAAGCAGUGGCGUUACGUGCAAAAGCCUUUGGCUUUAGUGUCAUUUUUUAUGACCCAUACCUCUCAGAUGGCAUUGAACGUGCUCUUGGACUGCAGCGGGUGAGCACUUUACAGGAUCUGCUAUUUCACAGUGACUGUGUAACCCUACACUGCAACUUGAAUGAACACAAUCAUCAUCUUAUUAAUGACUUCACCAUAAAACAGAUGAGACAAGGGGCUUUCCUGGUCAACACAGCUCGAGGUGGGUUAGUAGACGAAAAAGCACUUGCACAGGCCCUGAAGGAAGGAAGGAUACGAGGGGCAGCCUUAGAUGUACAUGAGUCAGAACCAUUCAGCUUUAGUCAGGGUCCAUUGAAGGAUGCACCAAACCUGAUCUGUACCCCACAUGCAGCCUGGUACAGUGAACAAGCCUCUAUCGAGAUGCGGGAGGAAGCAGCACGAGAGAUCCGGAGGGCUAUCACAGGUCGUAUUCCAGACAGCCUGAAAAACUGUGUUAACAAAGAUCAUUUGACUGCAGCUACACAUUGGGCCAGCAUGGAUCCAGGAGUUGUUCAUCCAGAGCUUAAUGGUGCUGCGUACAGCAGGUAUCCUCCUGGUGUUGUAAGCGUGGCUCCCACUGGCAUACCUACCGCAGUAGAAGGAAUAGUCCCUAACCCCAUGUCUUUAUCACACGGCCUCCCUGCUGUUGCUCACCCGCCCCAUGCUCCUUCCCCCGGCCAAACAGUCAAACCAGAAGCUGAUAGAGACCACCCAAGUGACCAAUUGUAGCCUAAGAAAACAGCAUUCCCAGCAUUGGAGAUUUCAACUUCAGAGAGAGCGUGUGGAAAAAAUCUGGAUUUUGAAUAAAGGCAAAAAACCAUGAACUUACAGGAGGAGACGAUUAUUGUUUUAGAAACUGGUCCAAUAUACAGUAUAAAAGGAAAAGGUGGGAGUCAAAAACGAAGAUUUGGAAACUUUUUUUCCUCCGUAUAAAUUGUAGUUUGUCCCUGUCCAGUGGACUGAUUCACUGUUUCUGUGUCCUAUGGGUUCUUUGUUAAGCAAGAAAAGUUAGUAGUUAAUUAUAUCAUGAAUGUACUUGUCUGUGUACAGUUUUUAGAACAUUAAAAAGGGUUUGUUUGCUUAGCUGUCAACAAGAAAAAAAACCAUAAGGGAGGCAUUCAGCAAACCAAUUUUGAGAUUAAAAAUCCUUUCUUUUAUAUGUUAAAACAUGCCCAAAAAUGAGGCAGUUGGCAAACUUCUCAGGACAAUAAAUUUUGCCCAUUUUUCUUUCUACACCACACAGUGCAUUGUUUUUUCUACCUGCUUGUCUUAUUUUUUAGAAUAAUUUAGUAAACAAAAGAGAAACAGUUUCUCCUAAUUUUGGCAUAAAUUCCCUUAUUUCAAAAUGAAGACAACAUUGCAAAGAGAUUUUGAGGAAAAUAAAGGUUUUGUAUAAACGAGCAUUGUGCUUUUUGUCACCAGUUAAAGUAUAUAUUAUUGGUGGUAUGCGAAAAAGGCACUAGACUACUGAAAAGUAGCAGCAUUUCAUUGCCUACAUUGAUUCCUUCCUGGUAAUGUGGUAGGCUAGCAAUAUUUUUGGUUAAAAUCAUGUUUGUGACUGUAACCAUUUGUAUGGAUUAUUUUAAAGAAAUAAAAAUCCCAGACAAAGA
This is a messenger RNA of Alligator sinensis (Chinese alligator), 2876 nucleotides long. RefSeq names its product C-terminal binding protein 1 (gene CTBP1). NCBI's taxonomy places the organism in Eukaryota, Metazoa, Chordata, Crocodylia, Alligatoridae. The transcript is spliced from 10 exons. The record is from RefSeq and is a predicted model, not a curated record. The coding region runs from base 703 to 1995 and encodes 430 amino acids. Gene Ontology annotation, molecular function: transcription corepressor activity; NAD binding; oxidoreductase activity, acting on the CH-OH group of donors, NAD or NADP as acceptor.